AUGGUUACCCCAAGGAAUACCGCCUAUGCGGAGGAAAGCGCCGAAGUAGAGGUGCUGUACGCCAACCUCGAGAAGCUCAAAGUUCUCACCAAGAAGAUUCAAGGUUCCCUUGUGCGCGUUGAGACUGGAGGCAACGUGGUGAAGCAUGCCAUCGGCCCCAUAUACAGUAAUACACAGUCGCUUCAGAUCACCAACAACAACAUCGAUAAGAUCAAUGAAGCCAUUGAUCGCCUGCGCCAACCACUUGAUGCUAAGAAUCGAGAGGAGGACAUCAUUCGUGCUGGCCCCCAGGAUGUUGAACUGUCGCAAUACCUCUCGGCCAUGAAACGCGUGGAAAAGGCCUUGAUUGAUCUCAAUUCAACAAAUUUGCGAUCAAAUCAGAAAGCUAUCUCCGAUUUCUCGUCUUUAUUGAGCACCGGCACCAUCAAGAUCCAAGACUUGUUCCGCAGCGAAUUAAGCCGGCAUGUCAGCCCUAUCGAGCCGCUGCAUUACUUAACAAAAGAGCUUCCGUUUCCAUCAAUCCCCGAAGAGACGAUUGCAGAAUUGGCACCCAUCAGCGCUGCGAUUAGCUCGGCAGCACCUCAUGGACCCCAACGCGGUGAAGGCGGAAACCCCACACUCAAAAUAUUCGCCGAUAUCCGUGGACCAUAUAUGACCAAGAGCCUACAGAAUCUUGCCAUAGCAUCGUUGAAUACGGUCAAGCGGAGGGCCACAGAUGGCCCCUAUAAGCAAGGUACUAAUGGGAUUGGUAUUUACUCGAAUGCCUUGGAGGGGUUCAUAUAUACCGAACAUGAUAUUAUCUCGCGGAUUUUCACAGGUGGCCAGCAGGGACUGGCUCUCCACGCCACCUGUCGUUCUGCGCUGGCCGAAUACUCAAAGACACUGCGUGAGCUUAACCAAUACAUAAAGGCAAAUCUUAUGACAGACUGCUUCCUAGCCUUUGAGAUUAUCGAGAUUGUGACUACUAUGUCCUACCGUAUAGACUCCAAGACUGGGGAACUCAAGAGUGUAUUUAUUGAAGCUCUGAGACCAGUUCGCGAAACCGCCAAAUCCUCUCUUACCGAAUUGCUUGAGGAAACCAAGCGCAGGGCUGGGAAUAUCGCCGUGCUCCCACCCGACGGUGGAUCUGUACCUCUUGUCAAUGAAGUCAUGAACGCUCUCACUACAUUGACUAGUUAUUCGGGGCCGCUGGCAUCUAUCUUAACCUCUCUAGGCGAUGGCAAUUGGCGUUCUACGUCAAACACAUCUGUCACUCCAUUGGAUGUCAGCCCUGACAGCUUGACACUCCUCACUCAUUUUAUUCUUGACAUGGUUGAGGCUCUUAUGAUUGCACUGGAGUCUCGGGGCAGGGCAUUUCACCGCUCUAAAGCCGUUCAGGGGGUCUUUCUUUCAAAUGUGUUCUGCAACGUUGAUCGGUCCAUUCGGGGUAAUUCAGACUUGGCAAAGUACCUUGGCUCUCCCGACAGCAUCACGCGGAUAGACACCUUCCGUAAACGUGCCAUCUCGACGUACUUGGACUCCUGGAAAGAGACUUCACAUUAUCUCCUCGAUGUGCAAUAUACAUCUCGAGGGGCUGGUGGCUCAGCCCGGCCUACGUCCGGGGGUGCUGUGGACUCCACUUCCAUAGUGAAGUCUCUUUCUUCUAAAGAUAAGGAUGCGAUUAAGGAAAAGUUCAAGGCGUUUAACGCUAGCUUUGAUGAAAUGCUGGCCCGCCACAAGGGUUUGUAUAUGGAGCGAGAGGUGCGUGGGGUGCUUGCCCGUGAGAUACAGGCAGUCCUUGAGCCUCUGUACGCACGUUUCUGGGACCGCUACCAUGAAAUCGACAAGGGAAGGGGCAAAUAUGUCAAGUAUGACAAGGGGAGUCUUUCUGCACAGCUGGCAGCACUGUCAUGA
Molecule: messenger RNA, 1893 nt
Organism: Aspergillus tanneri
Lineage: Eukaryota; Fungi; Ascomycota; Eurotiomycetes; Eurotiales; Aspergillaceae
Gene: EXO70
Product: EXO70 family protein
Exons: 3
Coding region: 1-1893 (630 amino acids)
Biological process (GO): exocytosis
Cellular component (GO): exocyst
Molecular function (GO): phosphatidylinositol-4,5-bisphosphate binding
Source: RefSeq, a predicted model, not a curated record